This is a messenger RNA of Nicotiana attenuata, 344 nucleotides long. RefSeq names its product protein RER1B-like. The transcript has a single exon. The annotation marks the transcript as partial. The record is from RefSeq and is a predicted model, not a curated record. Gene Ontology annotation, cellular component: Golgi membrane. NCBI's taxonomy places the organism in Eukaryota, Viridiplantae, Streptophyta, Magnoliopsida, Solanales, Solanaceae. Gene Ontology annotation, biological process: retrograde vesicle-mediated transport, Golgi to endoplasmic reticulum; protein retention in ER lumen.
AUGGAGGGUGUUGGAGAUGAUGGUGCAUCAGCGGCUGCAGCUUUGAACAUUAAACCUGCAAAGAGCUUCCAGUAUUACUUAGAUAAAACGACUCCCCAUGUACUCUAUAGGUGGAUUGGAACCACUGUAAUUAUGGCACUCCUUUAUGCUCUUCGUAUUUAUUCUGUUCAUGGAUUCUACUUUGUUACAUAUUUUUUGGGCUUUUACAUAGUCUAUUUGCUGGUUGGUUUCCUGUCGCCUCUUGUUGAUCCUCAGAUGGAACCUUCUGAUGGACCUCUAUUGCCUACUAAAGCUUCAGAUGAGUUCAAGCCUCUCAUUAGUCGCCUUCCGGAGUUUAAAUUCUG